Messenger RNA from Plasmodium gonderi, 1071 nucleotides. RefSeq lists its product as hypothetical. Lineage: Eukaryota; Apicomplexa; Aconoidasida; Haemosporida; Plasmodiidae. The record is from RefSeq and is a predicted model, not a curated record. Bases 1 to 1071 code for a protein of 356 amino acids. Gene Ontology annotation, cellular component: axoneme. Gene Ontology annotation, biological process: axoneme assembly; motile cilium assembly; cilium movement involved in cell motility. The transcript has a single exon.
AUGAUAGAAAUAAAGAAUUUAGAUUUUCAUUUACAUAAUUUAAGCGAAUCCAACAGAUGCUUUAAUGAAGAGGAAAAACUUGGGUUACUAUACGGCAUGACAAAUUUGGAAGAGAAACUAAAUAAGGAAGUCUAUUUAUGGGGUAAAAUAGAAGGUAUAGAAAAUGAUUAUUAUAUAACUUACAAUUUGAAUAAUGACAAAUUUUUUCCAGAAAAGAAAUUUUAUUAUUGUAAUAAUGAUUAUGAAUUUAAACAAAUAAUAAAAGGGAAUGACAUGUUGAUCGAGAAAAUAGGAAAGAAAAUUCCUUUUACAUUGUUUACUGGAAUUCCAAGCAGUUUAUAUGCUGACGAUUGUGAGUCUAUAUGGGAAGAGGUGGAGAGUCAAAAUGAUGGUACCAGCGAAAGUGAUGAAAAUGAUGAAAAUGAUGAAAGUGAUGAAAGUAAUAAAUGUGAUGAAAAUGAUGAAAAUGAUGAAAAUGAUGAAAAUGAUGAAAACGAUGGUAGCAAUGGUAGCAAUGGUAGCGAUUGCAGCGACAUCUCCAAAGGUAACAACGACAAAAGUGAAGAAUUAGAAAGCGGGAAUCCUAAAAGAGAGGGAAAAAAAAAAAGCGAAAAAGAUACAAAAAAGGAGAAGCAGAGCACUGUGACAGAACUUGAGAGAUUGUCUUAUAUUGUAAGGAAAAUAGACGAAGAAGCAUUUAUUGUACCCUACAAUUCCGUUAAAAUAACAAAUAAUCUAGAAAUGAAAUUUGCCAAUUUUACAGGACUAAACAUUUUAGAUGCAUUAAAAUUAACAUCGUGGGUACAUUUUAGAUACCCUAAAAAUUUAACAUAUGAUAAAAUUAAAAAUUGUAAUACUUUUUUUCUAAAUAAUUUUUUGGAUUCCAUUAAAUCCGAUGUUCCAGCAAGCAUGUGGAAUAUAAAAGUUAAUGAACAGUUAAGUAAAAUUUCAAUCAUGAAUUGUCUAUACCCGGGUUAUGUCUUUUACCAUAUUCUUAACACACCAUUUUACGCCUCUUUAUACAUAGGAAAUGGAAUAUUUAACUAUGAUCUCCCUUUUUUGUUGCCUUAG